Messenger RNA from Dichotomopilus funicola, 852 nucleotides. RefSeq lists its product as uncharacterized. The record is from RefSeq and is a predicted model, not a curated record. The coding region runs from base 1 to 852 and encodes 283 amino acids. NCBI's taxonomy places the organism in Eukaryota, Fungi, Ascomycota, Sordariomycetes, Sordariales, Chaetomiaceae. The transcript has 2 exons. Gene Ontology annotation, molecular function: protein binding.
AUGGAAGAGGCACGGUCUUGGAAAGAGAUAUCCACAUCCCCGUUGUAUUUAUUUCUCAUCGGCCCCGAGAAAAAAGAAUUCAACAUCCACACGGCCAUCAUCACCAAAUUGUCCCCCGUGUUAGAAGUGUUUGUGAAUGACACACGGUUCAAAGAGGCAAACGAGGGCCAGGCGGAUCUCAAGGACGUCGAUGAGGAAACUUUCACUUCGUUUGUGGAAUACGCGUACACCGGCAACUACAAACCAAGUUUUCCUUCGUCACAGAGCCCUGAGACUCCUCAGGAAGUGGCGAGAGAAGACGACGACUGGGGCCUCGGGUCACCGAGGAACAACAAACUGUACAGACGCAGGAAUCAACCACAGCAACAGGUGUCUCCUAUAGGUCAGUGGGGAAGGGCGUGCAACUGCGGGUACAAUCACUGGGCAACAUUUGACGCCAUCGUCGAAAGCCACCACCCACCUUCUUAUACGCCAGCGUUGAGCACAGGUACAGCUGCGUUGACAGCUGAUGUUCCGAUGAUCCUGCUGCAUCAUGCCCACCUCUACGUCUUUGCAGAUUGUUACCAAAUCCCACGGCUCGCGAAAAUGGCAUUAUUCAGUCUCGGCCGACAACUCCAAGAAACCAAACAACAACCCACACAGGAAGUGAGCGCGGAGGGCAUUGUCCGCCUGCUAAAAUUUUGCUAUGAAGAACCUCGGACGGAGGAAUUGAGGUCGCUAGUUGCAAAAUAUGCAGCCUGCUCAGCGGAACGGUUGUGGAACGAUGCUAGUUUCAAAGCGUUACUCAAAGCCCAUGCCGAGCUGGGCGCUGAUCUAGUUGAGGAGAUGGUGAAACGAAUGAAUAAAUUUUAG